This is a messenger RNA of Gongylonema pulchrum, 453 nucleotides long. The record is from the annotation of a GenBank genome assembly. Lineage: Eukaryota; Metazoa; Nematoda; Chromadorea; Rhabditida; Gongylonematidae.
AUGCUAAUUGAAUUGUUGUCCUCAACAUUACCAUGGAAAGGCAUGACAAGGAGAGAUAGCGGCCAUCUGAAAGAAGUUGUCAGUGAUCGAGUGCUACUAGCAGGAUGUCCAGAUUGCUUCAGCCAAAUAAACAACCAUCUGAAGAGCCUUACCUAUUCGGACACUCCAAACUACGACACAUUUAGAACGAAAUUCACCAAGGAACUCAGCAAAUUAAAAAUAAAACCAACAGAUCCAUUCGAAUGGAAUGAGAAAGGAGCCAUGAAGGCAGAUGCACCGAAUGUACGAGAAAACGAGAAAGAUGUUAAAGUUGAAAUCGACAAGAUGGACGAUACAGACACGAGUCGUAUUGUGGACGAGUCUGUCGAGUCGGUGGCAAGCAGUGGCCUAUCGCUCACCACGGAUGUUGCCACUGAGAAUACACUCGAAAUUUUAAACCCUCGAAAGAAGUGA